Messenger RNA from Fonsecaea erecta, 912 nucleotides. RefSeq lists its product as hypothetical. Gene Ontology annotation, molecular function: CDP-diacylglycerol-inositol 3-phosphatidyltransferase activity. Gene Ontology annotation, cellular component: Golgi apparatus; membrane. Gene Ontology annotation, biological process: phosphatidylinositol biosynthetic process. Lineage: Eukaryota; Fungi; Ascomycota; Eurotiomycetes; Chaetothyriales; Herpotrichiellaceae. The record is from RefSeq and is a predicted model, not a curated record. The coding region runs from base 1 to 912 and encodes 303 amino acids. The transcript is spliced from 3 exons.
AUGGGACAAAAGGACGGAGCCGUGGGAGUCAACGGCCAUACCGGGGGUGCCAAUGGGCACGCAAAAGCAAAUGGCACCGUCCCAAUGAGGACGACAGUGGAUGAGGACAUGUACGAGGAGGAGAAUAUCUUCUUGUUCAUCCCCAACAUCAUCGGAUAUGCCCGAAUCUUCCUCGCCGUCGCAUCCCUAUACUACAUGCCCUUGCACCCUCGCACGUGCUCCGCCCUGUACAGUUUCUCCUGCAUUCUCGAUGCCGCUGACGGCCUGGCGGCGCGCCGAUAUAACCAGUCCACAACGUUUGGCGCGGUGCUGGACAUGGUGACUGACCGCUGCACAACCUCUUGCUUGCUUGUUUUCCUCGCCUCGGCGUUUCCGAGAUGGUCGAUUUUGUUCCAGGGGCUGAUCAGCCUUGAUCUGGCGAGCCACUACGUCCACAUGUAUGCGACGUUGACCAUGGGUGGUCAGAGCCACAAGAAAGUCGACUCGAGCCGGAGCUGGAUCCUGCAUUUGUAUUACACGAAUAAGGUCGUGCUGUUCAUGUUCUGCGCUUUGAACGAACUCUUCUUCAUUGCGCUUUACCUCCUUUCCUUCUCCUCGCCCCUCCUCUCCCCCUCGCUUCUCGUCACCAGCGAGGCCGGCAUGUCGUCUACCCAACCCGGGUCACCUGCACACCCCAAACCCAGCGCUAUCUUUGUCAAUCCUUGGAGUGCCGGCGCCAUGGAAAUGGCCCGUGCGAACAAGAUGGAUAGCACCAUUCCCUGGAUCUUGGCAGGAAUCAGUGCUCCUGUAAUGCUCGGAAAGCAGAUCAUCAAUGUCAUCCAGCUGAUUAAGGCCUGUAAAUGGUUGGGCGAAGGAGACGUGGCGGCGAGGAGAAAGGCGGGGAUCGCAAAGUUGAAGAAGAAGAGGGUGUAA